Puntigrus tetrazona (Sumatra barb) is the source of this 466-nucleotide messenger RNA. Its product is annotated as LIM zinc-binding domain-containing Nebulette-like. The transcript is spliced from 5 exons. Lineage: Eukaryota; Metazoa; Chordata; Actinopteri; Cypriniformes; Cyprinidae. Gene Ontology annotation, molecular function: actin filament binding. Bases 71 to 400 code for a protein of 109 amino acids. Gene Ontology annotation, cellular component: focal adhesion. The record is from RefSeq and is a predicted model, not a curated record.
GGCGCGCGCCGCUCACUAGAGAGGAGCCGGAGCUUCUGUUCACUUCUGAGGGAUCAUAACUGCGGCGAGGAUGAAUCCUCCGUGUGCGCGCUGCGGGAAGACCGUGUACCCCACCGAGAAGAUCAGCUGCCUCGACAAGAACUGGCACAAAGGCUGUUUCCACUGUGAAGUAUGUAAGAUGACGCUCAACAUGAAGAACUACAAAGGCUACGACAAGAAACCUUACUGUAACGCGUUCCUGCCAUGUUCUUUGGCUCAGAUGCAGAGCUUCGGCGUCCCACAGAGCAGCUCUUUGUUUCUGAGGAUCGAGCGUCACGAUUCACACAAAUCACUAUCCCAAGACGUCGUUCACCAUCGUGACGGACACGCCGGAGAACCUACGUCUGAAGCAGCAAAGUGAACUACAGAGUCAGGUGAGAUAUAAGAGAGACUUCGAGGAGAGCAAAGGCAGAGGCUUCAGUAUCGU